GUUCUUCUUCUUCUCAAAAGAAAAGAAAAGUAGCCCCCUCGCUCGUCUUCCUCCUCGCGCACGACUGGAUCCCAGUAGCGCAAGCGCCGCCGCCGCCGCCGCCGCCGGUUGAACCCCCCUUCGAUUCUAUCUCCCCCGACCGUUUCUCCUCCCAUAACCCACGAAUCGAUUCUGCCCUGCAGCUCCCCCUCCUCAAUCUCCCCCAAUUCGUAACUGAGGCAGAAAUCAAGGUAGGGCGGCCGCCCUACCUUGCCCUGCUGGGUCCUCCGCCCGUGUUGUACGGGCAGCCAUGGUGCGGCUUCUCGGGCUGCGGGGCCUGAGCUUCGGGCCAGAGGAGUCGCCGCGGGAGAUCACGGCUGCCGGCGGAGAUGCGGCGCCGCCCGUCGGGAGCAGCGGCUGGCUCGUCCGCUUCUUCGACUCCGCCUUCUUCUGCGAGUGGAUCGCCGUCAGCUACCUCUACAAGCACGACCACGCCGGCGUGCGCGACUACCUCUGCAACCGCAUGUACACGCUCCCGCUCCCGGGCCUCGAGGCCUACCUCUUCCAGGUCUGCUACAUGCUCGUGCACAAGCCCAGCCCCUCCCUCGACCGCUUCGUCAUCGACACCUGCGCCAAAUCCCUGCGCAUUGCUCUCAAGGUCCACUGGAUCCUCGCCGCCGAGCUCGAGCUGGAGGAGACCGAGGAUCUGGAUGGGAUUGAUAAGGUGCAGGAGCAGUGCCAGGCCGCAGCGACCGUGCAGGGCGAGUGGCCGCCGCUUGUCCGGCCUGCGCCGCUAUCUCCUGUUGCCAGCCCGCGUGGCAAUCCCAUGCUCAGCAGGAUACGCUCGUCGAAGCAGCGACUGAUGUCCCUUGCCUCAUCGCCCUCUCUUGGCUUGAGCCCCACUGGUGGCGGGACCAAUGUGCCUGCCACCGACGAUGCUGGGGUUGGCAGAGGGAAGCAGCCAGUAAUGCCAUCAUCGGAGGACAACAGGCUGCUCAGGAGACUGAGCAUUGGACCGAAGGUGGUGCGUGACGCACUCUUCUCUAAACGGUCCAUGGAGAAGGAUGAGGAGCAGGACAAGGAUGGCUUCUUUAAGAGGCUGCUUCGAGACAGCAAGGACAAGGAGGAGGAUGAUGGAGAUAAGGAAGGAUUUUUCAAAAGGUUGCUUAAGGAUAGCAAGGAGAAGGAGAACGAGGAGGAAGAAGGGGAUAAAGAUGGUUUCUUUCGCAGGCUGCUUAGAGACAGCAAAGACGAGGACAUGGAGCUGACACCGAGCUCGGAUGGUUUGUUGAAGCGAUUGUUCCGUGAUAAGGAGGACAGACAGGGUGAUGAUGAAGAGAAGGAAGGCCUUUUCCGUAGGAUAUUCAAGGACAAGAAUGAGGACAGGAGAGAAAGCAUGCAUGGAAAGCAUGGGGAUGAGGAAAAACUGGGAAAGAGUUUGGAGGAUGAUGAUAGAGAAGGAUUCUUCCGCAAGAUUUUCAAAGAUAAAAACGAGGAGAGGAAAGAUGGUGGCAGUCAGAAGCAGCACGAUGGUAGAGAAAAAGUUGGUGCGAGCACCGAAGAAGAGAAGAAGGAUGGUUUUUUCCGGCAACUUUUCAAGGAGAAAAUUGAUGAGAAAAAGGAAGGUACUACUCCUAGCAAGAAAGAGGAUGACGACAAAGGAAAUAAGAGCAUAGAUGAAGAUAACUUCUUUCGUAGAAUUUUCAAGGAUAAGAAUGAAGAAAAGAAGGGAGGUGCUCAUUACAGGAAUGAGGAUGAUAAGUUUGAGGAAGGUGAUAAGGAAAAUUUCUUCCGAAAACUAUUUAAGGACAAACAUGAGGGCAGGAGAAUUGAAGGGUUUGAUAAAAACGAUGAUGAUGGUAGGAGCACCAGUGGUAUUGAGGAGGAGGAAAAUUCGGAGUUCUUGUCAUUCCGCAGGUUAUUUAGAGUGCACCCAGAGGAUGCUAAGAGUGGACAUAUAGAAGGUAGUCAUCCUAGUGGUAUUUCUGAGGGUAGCCCAGGAUCAGAGAGCUUUUUUAAGCGUUUGUUCCGUGAUAGAGAUCGCUCGCUUGAGGAUUCUGAGCUUUUAACCUCAAAACUAUUGAAAGAGAAAUACCCUGAUUCCACAGGAAACAGUGAGAAACAAAGUGGAAAACCACCUCUACCAAACAAUGUGAUAGCAGAGCUUCGGAAAGGCUCUUACUAUGCUUCAUUGGAGCUUGUUCAAUCAUUAUGUGACACAUCUUAUGGUCUUGUAGACAUAUUUCCUGUUGAAGAUCGCAAGAUUGCCCUGCUAGAGUCUCUUACAGAGAUCAAUUCACAUAUUGCUUCCAGUGAGAAAAAUGGAGGAGUAUGCUUUCCAAUGGGAAAGGGCAUAUGUCGAGUAGUUCAUAUACCUGAAGAUGAGUCUGUUCUUCUAAACUCCAGAGAGAAAGCUCCUUAUCUUAUAUGUGUUGAAGUUUUGAAAGCAGAAACACCAAGUCACUCCAAAGGGUCCUCAGAUGUGAACAAACUAUCAAAAGGUGGGAUACCGUUGGCUAAUGGAGAUGUGCAAUUGCCAAAGCCACCGCCAUGGGCAUAUCCUUUGUGGAGUCGGCAUGAAACACAAAAUUAUGAAACAGACAGAAUGCUGAACUCUACUUCACAGGUUAUUGACCAAGCCAUGGCUCAACUAUGGGAGGCAAAGGUGAAAUUCGUAAAUGUUAGUUUCUCAAUAGAGAAAAUUGGCCGCUCAAGAAGCAUCGCAAUGUCAGAGUCGGGACGUAGACGACAAGCUACGACAGAUCCGCGUGAUCCAUGGGAAGAUUCCCAGGCUAUUGUUGAUCAGCCCAUUGAGUGGGUUAAGGUUACUUUGUCUGCAGUUCCCGGAGUUAGCAUGGAAGAUGUAGAUGAUAAUGAACCUACACGGAAGAAGGACCAUCGCCGUGUUCCUAGUACAAUUGCCAUGGAGGAAGUCAAGGCCGCAGCAUUAAAAGGAGAAGCACCACCUGGUCUCCCACUGAAAGGAGUUGGUCAAAGCACUCAAAAUUUAGAUUCUAAGGCAACUGAUGGUGGAGAUCCUAAACCAACUGAUGCUUUGGCUGGUGAACUUUGGACUGUCAAGAAAGAGAGGAUACGGCGGUCUUCAGUUCAUGGAAGAUUACCUGGCUGGGAUUUGCGUUCUAUUAUUGUCAAGAGCGGGGAUGAUUGCCGACAGGAACACUUAGCUGUACAGCUUGUUGCGCACUUUUAUGAUAUAUAUCAAGAAGCUGGCUUACCACUUUGGUUACGGCCUUAUGAAGUUAUUGUCACAUCUGCAUAUGCAGCACUAAUAGAGACUAUUCCUGAUACGGCAUCAAUUCAUUCCAUAAAGAGUAGGUUUCCCAAUAUCUCCAGUCUCCGUGACUACUAUGUAGCCAAGUAUGAAGAAAAUUCUCCAAAUUUCAAACUUGCACAGAGGAACUUUGUGGAAAGCAUGGCAGGAUAUUCAAUUCUGAGCUACCUGCUCCAGAUCAAAGAUCGUCACAAUGGAAAUCUCUUGAUAGAUGAGGAAGGGCAUAUUAUUCAUAUUGAUUUUGGUUUCAUGCUUUCCAACUCUCCUGGAGGGGUAAAUUUUGAGAGUGCGCCAUUUAAGCUGACGAGGGAGCUCCUUGAAGUGAUGGAUUCUGAUGCCGAAGGAACUCCCAGCGAGUUCUUCGACUAUUUCAAGGUGCUAUGCAUUCAAGGGUUUCUUACUUGCCGGAAGCAUGCAGAGCGGGUUAUACUUCUAGUGGAAAUGUUGCAGGAUUCGGGUUUCCCAUGCUUUAAAGGUGGUACUCGCACUAUACUGAACUUGAGGAAGAGGUUCCACUUGAGUCUCACUGAAGAGCAAUGUGUGUCUCUGGUGCUCUCAUUGAUCAGUAGCAGCAUGGAUGCGUGGCGCACUCGGCAGUAUGACUACUACCAGAGAGUAUUAAAUGGGAUUUUAUGAUAUACUUGAGGACAACUCAGGACUUUACCCAUUCAGAAACCAACUUGCUUAUAUCCUGGAGCAAAUCUUUGGAACGAAACGAUCAGUUUUGGGCUGAUCUAGCCUGCCAUGCCCACUAUGUUCCAUACGAGUGGUACCAGGUAAUGGGGCAUUACUGUGUUUUGCAUCUUGCAUGCUGUGAGUCUGAGUCUGCUGUGGAACACGAGCAGUACUUGCGUAUGAUUUCACCCCAUGGACGCGGUUGAGAAAGUGUAUAGCCAUCGGCAGUUAUCUAGUUAGAGCUUCACACUAGGAGGUUUGCUACUGGUGAAGCUGGUCAGGGUAUUGGAGUCUGGAACCUGAGCUGCAUUUCUGUACAGACAGUUGAUUGGCGUAGCUUGGGCAGGAUGUAGGAGAGGACCGAGCCAUACAUGAAGCUAAGUGUAAAUUAUAGACUUGGAAACCGGGAGUCACCUGGGCAGUCAUGGUUGUGUUUGCGAUCGUUUGUUGUCUUGUUGUCCUUCGACAUCCCAACUGCACCGAAACGUAGGCGAUGGCCUUGUGCUGCCUUUAUAAAUUACCAUCACUGUACAGUGAGCAUACCAUAGGAUCUUGGUGUCGUGUUUUUUCGCCUUGUGUUUUUAUCCAAUUAGCUGUACUCUUGUAGUCUUGCUGGUGUCAGAAGUUUCUCCUAGGUUACAGUAUGUUUGGGAAAACUCCUUCAGUCUUUGGCACCAUUGCUCUGCCCGAAUUACACCUUGUGGUUCAUUGUUUGUUGUGUCGGACACACUUGUGGUAUGUAUCUGGAGUUUGGACACGUGUUCAGAGUUGCCGAACUCA
Brachypodium distachyon (stiff brome) is the source of this 4726-nucleotide messenger RNA. Its product is annotated as phosphatidylinositol 4-kinase beta 1. Gene Ontology annotation, biological process: phosphatidylinositol-mediated signaling; phosphatidylinositol phosphate biosynthetic process. Bases 290 to 3907 code for a protein of 1205 amino acids. NCBI's taxonomy places the organism in Eukaryota, Viridiplantae, Streptophyta, Magnoliopsida, Poales, Poaceae. The transcript has 16 exons. The record is from RefSeq and is a predicted model, not a curated record. Gene Ontology annotation, molecular function: 1-phosphatidylinositol 4-kinase activity. Gene Ontology annotation, cellular component: cytoplasm; membrane.